GGCGAAGGUCUUAACUGUAACUAUGCUCUUGUGGACAGAAAGACGAAGAUGGUAUCGCCGAAUGUUCAAUCGCUAUCUCCUGUUGCUGUGUCGGGUCUAUUUGAUCCUUUGUCUGCAUCCUCUCCUCGCUGUCAGGACGACUUUGAAGACACUAGUGCCAAAGACGGCGACAACAGUCGCUGGCCUGCCAAAAAGAUGUUCCGGAAUGUCGUGACUUUCUCGCUUGAAGUGUCAGUUGGAAGGCUGGAUGAGAUCACGUGCCAUAUUUUUAUUAUUAUUAUUAUUAUUAUUCUCGUUGCUGUUGUUGUUGUUUUGGCGCGCCCAGCAGCAUCUUCGUCCCUUUCUCCACCAAUCGAAAUUUCCUUGGCCACUUGGUACCUCUUUCUUCGACUGACAUGCUUCUCUGAGCCUGGCUCCGAUUCGGCCGGUCCUUCGUCGCUCUAUCUGUCUUUCUCUCUCCCAUCCGCUCAUUCUUUAUUCAUUGAUCCCUCGCCGCCCAUCAUCUGUGCCCUACGCCUGGCAGGAGCGACGUCUUCUUCUGCGUCACUAGCCGGCGCUUCAGACCCAGCUUCCGUCUCAGACCCACGCCAGACCCAGUCUCCGGAGGCCGGGCUUCGAGGGCUCGAACGGUGGCUCACUCUGACCGGCUGUUUGCGUCAGCAGCCUGCUGCCCCAAGCCCAUCUCGCGCAGCUCAUGCCUCGACCGCCGAAGAUCGCCUCGGAUAUGGUUGUAGAGGCGAACAAUGCGCGGCGGAAACAUGCUGCAAACACGUCUUUUAG
Messenger RNA from Protopolystoma xenopodis, 780 nucleotides. The record is from the annotation of a GenBank genome assembly. Lineage: Eukaryota; Metazoa; Platyhelminthes; Monogenea; Polystomatidea; Polystomatidae.